AUCUCAUCCAUGGAGCAAAUGGCUUUGGAAAAUGUUUCUUCAGUGACAGAGUUUAUUCUUAUGGGAUUAACAGACCAACCUGAGCUCCAACUGCCCCUCUUUUUCCUAUUUUUAGUCAACUACAUAGUCACUGUAAUGGGAAAUUUGAGCUUAUUGAAUCUUAUUUUCCUAAACCCACACCUUCAUACACCAAUGUACUUUUUUCUCUUCAAUCUGUCCUGCAUUGAUUUCUGUUAUUCAUUUGUCUUUACCCCCAAAAUGCUGAUGAGCUUUGUUUCAGAGAAGAACAUCAUCUCUUUCACUGGAUGCAUGACACAGCUGUUUUUCUUCUGUUUAUUUGUCAACUCUGAGUCCUAUGUUCUGACAGCCAUGGCCUAUGAUCGCUAUGUAGCCAUCUGUCAGCCCCUGCAGUACACAGUCAUCAUGUCCCCUAGGACCUGUUCUCUGCUGAUGGCCAGUUCAUACUUGAUGGGGCUUGCUGGUGCCAUGGCCCAUACAGGUUGUAUGCUAAGGCUGAUCUUUUGUGAUUCCAACACCAUCAACCACUACAUGUGUGACAUCUUCCCCCUCCUCCAGCUCUCCUGUAGCAGCACCUACGUCAACGAGCUUGUGAGUUACAUAGUUGUAGGUACAGUUGUCAUUUUAUCUAGCCUCAUUAUCUUAAUCUCAUAUGCAUUGAUUCUUUUUAAUGUCAUUCAUAUGUCAUCUGGUAAGGGUUGGUCCAAAGCCAUGAGCACCUGUGGUUCUCACAUAAUAACUGUUGGCCUCUUCUAUGGAUUUGGAUUACUUGCUUAUGUCAAACCUAAAUCUGCUGAGUCUGUGAGCCAGGGGAAAUUCUUUUCAGUAUUUUAUACUCUUGUGGUGCCCAUGCUAAAUCCCCUCAGUUAUAGCCUCAGAAAUAAGGACAUCAAACUUGCUCUGAAGAAAACCUGGAAGAGAAUCACAAGCUGA
Messenger RNA from Castor canadensis (American beaver), 951 nucleotides. RefSeq names its product olfactory receptor 8C8-like. Gene Ontology annotation, biological process: G protein-coupled receptor signaling pathway. Gene Ontology annotation, cellular component: membrane. Gene Ontology annotation, molecular function: G protein-coupled receptor activity; olfactory receptor activity. The record is from RefSeq and is a predicted model, not a curated record. Lineage: Eukaryota; Metazoa; Chordata; Mammalia; Rodentia; Castoridae.